AUGCAACUGCAUCGGUCUUCGCCUGCAGCCUUCGCCGGCCUGCUUUUGGCAAAUCUGGUCUCCGCCAAUCCGUUUCCCCGCGAUGACCUUCGCGAUGUUGGAUUCGGCUACCUCAUGAACCGCGCAUGCGAUUCUUACUGCGGUGCCUCAAAUCAGUACUGUUGCAGCUCGGACGAGACAUGCGUUACUUCAAACAACGUAGCAACAUGUACAGCGGGAGGUGGAUAUGUUGCCGGCACUACGACAUGGACAGUCACUUAUACCAGCACCUGGAGUUCCUACAUUGCAGGAGCCACGACCCCCGCAUCGAGCGGAUCCGACGGCGAGGACUGUGUGCCUCCUGAUGGCUCUGGGCAGAUUGCUUGCGGUACCAUUUGUUGCGCUGACUGGCAAUAUUGUGCCUUUAGUGGCCAAUGUUCUGCCAACUCUGGUGUGGGCACCUGGACCACUGGAACAACAGUCGGAACCACUGCCACCGUCGUGACCACUGCCUUUUCCGCACCUUACCGAGUGACCGGCACUGGGACCACAGUUACGUCUACAGCUACAGGCACAGGCACAGCAGCCAGCGCCACGGCAACGAGCACCGGUACAGGAGCUGCGGCCGUGUCCACCACCUCAAACAACUCUCUCAGUGGAGGAGCCAUUGCAGGUAUUGUGGUUGGAACUAUUGCCGGUGUUAUCCUACUUCUGCUGCUGUGUUUUUGCUGCAUUCUUCGCGGUGCUUGGCACACAGUCCUGGCCAUUUUCGGCAUCGGCAACAAGAAGAGACACAGCAAGGAGGAACGGACCGAGAUUAUCGAAGAACGAUACUCGCGGCACGGCAGCGCUCGACCCGCGCAUCGGACUUGGUUCGGCGGAGCUGGCGGCGGCCGCCCGUCUACUGUGGCUUCGAGGAAGGAAGAAAAGAAGAGCAGUGGUGCAGGUUGGCUGGCCACCGCUGGUGGUGCUGCCCUCUUGCUCUUGGGGCUGAGGCGGAGCGAUAAGCAAAAGGAGCAGCACAAGGUCGCCAGCUCAAGACCACCAAGGAGCAGAAGCGACUGGAGCAGUUCGUAUUACACUGACUCUUAUACGGCAACCACUCCUAGUAGUGCUAGUUCCGAUAGGAGGACGCGGCAAUCACGGCAUUCAAGACAGUCGCACGCGACGAGGACAUCAAGGAGAACCUCGAGACAUACGAGAAGAUCGUAG
Molecule: messenger RNA, 1191 nt
Organism: Pestalotiopsis fici W106-1
Lineage: Eukaryota; Fungi; Ascomycota; Sordariomycetes; Amphisphaeriales; Sporocadaceae
Exons: 2
Coding region: 1-1191 (396 amino acids)
Source: RefSeq, a predicted model, not a curated record